This is a messenger RNA of Rotaria sp. Silwood1, 1464 nucleotides long. The record is from the annotation of a GenBank genome assembly. NCBI's taxonomy places the organism in Eukaryota, Metazoa, Rotifera, Eurotatoria, Philodinida, Philodinidae.
AUGUCAACAGUUAAUAUACUUGGUCGUCUUCGUAUAGCAACUGAACAAGUUCGAAAAGUUCAAUCAAGUUUAACUAAAGAUGGAAUUCUUUAUAAUUUGGUCGACAUUCUAUCUGACGAUACACGACAAAGUGAAAUAAACAUUACAUCCAAUGACGGACAAAUAAGUAAAUGGUUAGAACAAACAUUUUCUUCAAAACCACAACGUUCGACAACAGCUGCUAGUCGUUUUGAAUCAAUUAAAGCUGUUAUUCAAGCAUCAUCAUUUGUUAAUGCUCUACAAAGACAAGUACGUCAAAAUGCUAAAGAACGUUUAUCAGCCGUACUUGAUCUACCUGUUGAUAUAUAUAAAUUAAAUUUAUGGUCAUUUAAUAUGAUGGAAUACGACGAACCCUUUGUCUUUUCAAUUUUACUUAUAUUCGAUGCCCAUGAUAUAAUAUCACGCUAUCACAUUGAUAUUGAUACAUUAAAAAAUUUUUGUCGCGCUCUCACGGAUGGUUAUCAAAAAUAUCAAACUCCUUAUCAUAAUGAUUUUCAUGGAGCUGAUGUACUUCAAACGACACAUUGUUUAUUAAUAAAAAGUAGUUUAAUGAAUGUAUUUACGCAAAUUGAAAUAGCGGCCUUAUUGUUUUCAGCUGCAAUUCAUGAUUAUGAACAUCCAGGUUUAAAUAAUGGUUAUCUUGUUAAAACAAAAAAUGAUUUAGCUUUAAUUUAUAAUGAUUUUAGUGUAUUAGAAAAUCAUCAUGCAAGUUCAAUAUUCAAACUUUUACGUGAUAAACGAUAUAAUAUUUUGUCCAAUAUGGAUUCAAAUGAAUAUCGUACAUUUCGUUCAUUAGUUAUAUCACUUGUUUUAGCAACUGAUAUGGCAAAUCAUGCAUCAUUAAUUGAACGUAUGUCAACAUAUUUCUUUUUUAAAGAAACGAAUUCUACAACACCAUCAGCUGAUUCAAAAACUUUAUUACAAACAUUAUUACAUGCAGCUGAUAUAUCAAAUGCUGCUAAACCAUGGACAAUUUAUAUUCAAUCAGCUGAAAGAAUUAUGGAAGAAUUUUUUGUACAAGGUGAUUUAGAAAAAAUUCAUUAUGAAGAUCAUAAACCAACAUUUGAUAGAGAAUCAACUAAUAUUGUACAAUUACAAAUUAGUUUUAUAACACAUAUUGUUCAUCCAACAUUUGAUGUUUUAUCAAAAGUUCUUCAAAUUGAUUCUCUUGAUUAUGUACAAAAAGAAUCAACAGCAACAACAAAUUUAAAUAAUUAUACAUUACCAUGGCAAUAUGAUUUACAAUUAAAUUUAGAAACUUGGAAACAAGUAUUAAAAAAUGAUGAUCUAAAAAAAAUAAUAGCAAAUAAAAAACCAUUAAAAUUAAAUCAUAGUUAUUUACAAGAAUAUGUUGACAAAGCAAAAACAGUUUUAAGAAAACGUUCACAACAUGAUCUUUUACUCCAUUGUACGCUUUCAUCAUGA